UGGAUGAUGGCUCUUCUGAUCAGUGUGAUACCUCACUGUAGUUUUGAUUUGCAUCUUUUCGUGUGCUUCUUGACCAUGUGUGUGUCUUCCUUGGAGAUGUCUGUUCAGAUCUGCUCAUUUGUGAUUUGGGGUUUUUUUUUUAAUUGAAUACAUGAGCUAUUUGUAAACUUGGGAGAUUAAUCCCUUAUUGGUAAUAUGGCUUGCAGAUAUUUUCUCCCACUCUGUGGGUUUUUUCUGUGCAAAGGCUUUUGAGUGCAAUUAGGUCUCAUUUUCUUCUUUCCAUUACUCUGGGAGAUGAACUUAAAGAUACUGCCGCGAUUUAUGUCAGUGUUCUGCCUAUGUUUUCCUCUGUUUUAUAGUAUGGGGUCUUACAUUUAGUUAUUUAAUCUAUUUUGAAUUUCUUUUUGUAGAUGGUGUUAAAGAAAGUUCUCAUUUCAUUUUUUUUAAUGUGUAGCUGUAGUGGGACUAUUUCAAAGGAGUAGCUUCUCUGUGUGUAGUGGAAGCUGGUGGGGAAGGCUAGAGAGAAACUAGGGCGAGGAAACCAUGCGGUUAUGCAUGUGUAUUUUCACUGAGCAGAGAUGGGGAGAGUAGUUGGUGUACAGAGAAUAAGGUGACAGGUUAUGGGUACCUCAGACUUCCCUGGUAGCUCAGCUGGUAAAGAAUCUGCCUGCAAUGCAGGAGGCCCUGGUUCAAUUCCUGGCUCAUGAAGAUCUGAUGAAGAAAGAAGAGGCUACCCACUCCAGUUUUCUUGGGCUUCCCUGGGGGCUGAGAUGGUAAACAAUCCACCUACAAUGCAACAGACCUGGCCUUGAUCUCUGGGUUGAGAAGAUCCCCUGAAGAAGGGAAUGGCUACGACUCCAGUAUUCUGGCUUGGAGAAUUCCAUGGACAGAGAGCCUGGCAGGCUACAGUCCACGGGGUUGCAAAGACACAACUGAGCGACUUUUACUAUGGAGCCAGUGACCUUUGAGGACGUGGCUGUGUACUUCACCCAGAACCAAUGGGCCAGCCUGGACUCUGCGCAGAGGGCCCUGUACAGGGAGGUGAUGCUGGAGAAUUAUGCAAACGUGGCUUCCCUGGUAGUGUCUCCGUUCCCCAGACCCAAUCUGAUCUCCCAGCUGGAGAGAGGGGAAGCUCCAUGGGACCCCAAUCCCUGGGAAGCAGAGGAUUUGAGAGGCAUCUGUCCAGGUGGUGAGAGGGGCAUCAAGACAGAAGAGCCGGCGGUAGAGCACCAAGCCUCUGAGGGCACAGAGGCCCACGGCAGGCCCGUGGGAGGGCUUCUCACGAACGUGUCUCAGCACUUGGAUUUUGAAAGCAAGGCAGUGUGGCAGACUUUCAAUCUGAAUCCCAAUCUGAUACUCCGAGGCGGCAUGAAGUUCUACAAAUGUAAAGAAUGUGGCAAGAUCUUCCGAUAUAACUCUCAGCUCCUUAGGCAUCAGAGUAGGCACACUGGGGAAAAGCCCUUCAAGUGCAAGGAGUGUGGCAAAGCUUUCAAGUCCAGCCAGAACUGUAUCAUACAUGAGAAAAAUCACAUUGGCAAAGGACCCUAUGAAUGUAAGGAGUGUGGCAAAGGUCUGAGUUCCAAAACCGCCUUAACCCAGCAUCAGAGGAUCCACACGGGGGAGAAGCUCUAUAAAUGUACGGAGUGUGGCAAAGGUCUGAGUUCCAACACUGCCUUGACCCAGCACCAGAGGCUCCACAGUGGGGAGAAGCUCUAUAAGUGUAAGGAGUGUGGGAAGGCGUUCACCCAGAAGAUCACCUCCAUUCAGCAUCAGAGAGUUCACACCGGAGAGAAGCCCUAUGAGUGUAAGGUGUGUCGGAAAGCCUUCAAGUGGUACCCCAGCUUUCUUCAGCAUCAGAAAAGGCACCGUGUGGAGAAGCCCAUCAAGGCUCUCGGGCCACCCCUGCUGCGUCCCCAGGGCCCCUCUGCACCCUCAGCUCCCGGGCGUCUCCAGGACCCGGGCUCUGCUCCUGCUGUGACCGUGGCCUUGCCACACGCCGUCCUCAUUCCUGCCUCCGGGCCCGUGUUCAUGCUGCUGCCCGCCUCUGGGGUUCUUUCGUCCCCUGUCCAAGUAGUUCGUGUCUUCCAGGGUCUUCCUCCUGCUGUGAAGCCUUCCCCAGUUAUUCUGACUCCUGCUCCUCACCCCCCGUGA
Dama dama (fallow deer) is the source of this 2151-nucleotide messenger RNA. RefSeq names its product zinc finger protein 621-like. Bases 949 to 2151 code for a protein of 400 amino acids. NCBI's taxonomy places the organism in Eukaryota, Metazoa, Chordata, Mammalia, Artiodactyla, Cervidae. Gene Ontology annotation, biological process: regulation of DNA-templated transcription. The record is from RefSeq and is a predicted model, not a curated record. The transcript has 4 exons.